UGCAGUGUGCAGAAUGAGGAAACUGGAUCCAGCUCAUUAAUAUUUACUGAAAGGAACCAGAGAUGGAUCAAAUUACUAAUUCACAGUCCCAGUGAAUUAUUAAUGCCACUAUUAAUUCUACAACCGCUGUGUGUUAUUUCAUAUGUUAGUUGUAAAGGAUGGUAUAAUUCUGUCUCCUUGUCCAGUUUUCUUAGGCAUUCAGCAAUGCGAAAUAGUGCAGGGCAGGCUGCUGUAGGAGCGUUGUUACUUUGGACAAUCUGCAGAGUUACAGCCAGACCAGGAGUUAAAUGUGGUGGCAUCCUGUCUGCAACAAAUGGGAAUUUCUCCAGCCCCAAUUUCCCAGGAUAUUAUCCAUAUGAGACUGAAUGUACAUGGCUGAUUGUUGUUACGGAGGGCUCCUCUAUCUUACUCACCUUCCAGCAUUUUGACCUCGAAUUUCACACGCACUGUGAUUAUGAUUACCUCAAAAUCUAUAAUGGAGUGUCUGAGGAUGAGGGAAAUCUCUUGGGCAAAUUUUGUGGACAAGAUUUCCCUCCUCAUUACUCCUCUUCCUGGCAUGUGAUGUCGAUCAUUUUUCGCUCAGAUAAACACGUAACCAGCCGUGGAUUCUCUGCUUCCUACAGUAAAGAUGUAUGUGGAGGAGUGCUAACAGGUCUGUCUGGAAUGCUGUCUAGCCCAGAGUACCCAGAUAAUUACCCCAAUAAUGCGGAAUGCCGAUGGUUUAUUCGUGUCUCCAAUCAAUCGGUGAUCAAUCUGAUUUUCUACGACUUUCAUCUGGAGAGUAAUGAGGACUGUAGCUUUGACUACGUGGCCAUGUUUGAUGGUUCCAGCUUGAAUGCCAGACACUGGGGACAUUAUUGUGGUGGGACAAGACCUCCAGAUAUCAUCUCCAGUGCCAAUGAACUCCUUGUUGUUUUUAAAUCAGACUUCAACAUUGGUGCAAGGGGCUUUAAAGCAUUUUAUUUUUCAGGUGAAUGUCAACAAGUGUUUACGAACAUUAAAGGGAAUUUCUCCAGCCCUCGAUAUCCCAGCAUUUAUCCAAAUAAUAUCAAUUGUCAUUGGACAGUCCAGCAGCCACAAGGUUACAGGAUCAAAGUUCGGUUACUUGACUUUGAGCUGGAGGACAGGGAUAGCCUGACUGAUGCCUGUGACUAUGACUUUCUGGCCAUAUUUGACGGAGACAGCGAGACCGACACAUUGCUGGGAAAAUGGUGCGGUCGGAGCUCACCCCCUUCACUGUUGUCGAACGGGAACAGGUUUCUGUUUGUCUUGUCCGCGGACAGGAACACAGCUUCCCGUGGCUUCCAUGUUUCAUACAGUGGUGUUGUUCCCAUGAAUGUCAGCUGCACUAGAACAGAUUUCCAGAUUCAGGUUUCUAUGCAGGCUCUCCCUGCACUCAGUCGGAACAGCAUUUAUUUUGGAAGACCCGGGUGCAUGGCCCAGGUAUUUGGCUCAACAUUCAAGAUAAUUUCACGGUUUGAUUCCUGCGGAACAAAGACACAGAGAAUCAAGAACAUCACCAUUUUUGUGAACAUUUUGUAUAUCCAUUUUGCUGAUGGAGCACGAGGUGACACCCAAGAAUAUGAGGUGCAGUGCAAUAUCAAAACAAGAGCAGCUUCCUACAACAUCAUUACAGAUACAGAACUGUACCAACUUCAACAGCUGGCUGUCAGUUUGGAGGAUUCAAAUCCCGAGGAGUCAAAGAUGGUAGAUGGAUCAGAUGAUUCCAAGAUGCAAGAUACCAGCGACAUUGUCUUCAUUGGUAUUUGUGUUUUAGCUGGACUUCUCAUGUUGAUUGCUAUCAUUGGACUCGUUCUGCUGUAGUGACAUAACCAACAGACAAUUUGACCUUGCAUUAGAAACAUAGAAACUUAGCAUUUAUGUGUGAACAAGCCUCAACAGAACAAUUAUUCAACAAAAAGUUUCAUUUCAUCUCUCUCAAAAAGACUUGGCAUCAGUAAUUUCCACUUUCCAAGUUCUUCCCUGUUCCACAUUUUCAUAAAAUUAUUAGAUAGUUUCUUACAACAGACAAAUUGGUCCAUGUAGUCUGUAAACCUUUUCAUAGAGCAUUCCAGUUGUCCUUUUUAACAUUGUCAUUCUGUCUCUUUCCUCCUAUUCCUUGAAAUUUCUGCCUCUCCGAUUACCUAUCCAAUUCCCUUUUGAAAACUGCUUCAGGCAGUGUAUUUCAAAUCUUAACUGCAGAUUUUGAAAAAAAAACACUAUUAGUCUCCCCACAUUUCUUUUGUCAAUCAAAAGCCUAAGUGGGAGCAGCCAUAGUGAGAGCGGUCAUCGUAAGAGUGGGACAUUGAGGCUUUGGCUCAAGAGGCUUGGGCAUGAGGAAGCUAUGGUGAGGGCAGGAGAAGGUUUGGUCUAUCACUGUGUUUGUUUCAGAGUACAACCUGGCGCUGGUGUAGGUGGGAAUGUAAGCUAGUGCAGUGGAGCGCUCGGCCUGUGGGAACUCAGCAAGAUGGCCAGUGUCCCUGAGGACUACAUCUGCAGGUGGUGUCUCCAUGUGCACCUUCUUGAAGACCAUGUUAGGGAACUGGAGCUGCGGCUGGACAACCUCAGGCUCAUCUGGGAGAGUGAAGUAUCGAGAGGUGAUCACACCUAAGGUGCAGCCAGAGAAUAGAUGGGUGACCACCAGGAAAGUGAGAAACAAGAAUCCCCUGUGACCAUUGCCCUGUAAAACAGGUAUACCCCUUUUGGAUACUGUUGAGGGGGAUGACCAUUAUGGGGACAGCAGUAGCAGCCAGGUCUGUGGCACUGGCCGGGGAUCGGAGGAACAGCAGGGUAGGAUGAGGUCAGGCAGGGAGAUAGUGAGAGGAGGCUCGAUGGUUAGAGGGACACGCAGCAGAUUCUGCGACAGGGUGAGUUGCCUCCCUGGUGCCACUUACAAUUGGAGUACAAUCACAUUAGAAUGCUUGUACCUUUCUUAUCUCUAAGGUCCAUCCUUUAGACUUAUAGAGAUACAGCAUGGAAACAGCCCACAGAGUCCGCACCGCUGACCAACGAUCAGUACACCAGCACUAUCCUACAUACUAGGGACAAAUUUCAAUUUACAGAUAAUUAACCAAGACACCUGUGAGUCUUUGGAAUGUGGAAGGAAUCCAGAGCACCCGGGGAAAACCCACGCGGUCACAGGGAGAAUGUACAAACUCCAUACAGUCAGCACCCAUUGUCAGGAUCGACCCGGGUCUCUGGUGCUGUAAGGCAGCAACUCCACCGCUGUGCCACUGUGCAGCCCCACAUAACACUGCAGGGGACGGACUCUCCAGUUUGUACUUUCUGCGUGCUGCAGUGCUGGCUAGGACAAUACACUCCAUCUAACACUUAAGAUUGGACAGAUGCUUUGUACUAUGACACCACCAUUUAUAUUUAUUCCACUGGGGAAAGGUUGGCCAAUAGUCUUUGUUUCUGGAUCUGAUAUCCAUUUAGUCAAAAGCAUUCAGUUGUAACCCCAAUCAGAUAUGUUAGGGUGGACACAUGGAAAUGUUGAUCCUGAGAUGGGGGUCACAGACCCCAAUGUUCACAGCAUCAAAUAUUUUAUUUUUAUAUGUUGUCACCUUAUCUGGCAACUUCUCAAUAUUACUUUGUUGUGUUUAAAAGGAACAAGAUUUAACAUCUGUACCAGAAGUGUAAUCACAAUCAUUGUCUGCAUCUUUAAAGAUUAAUCUCUGCUUUAGUUUCAUUCCUGAGAAGAACAUUGCUUGACUCUGGAAAUAGAGGUUAAAGGGAAACUAUUUGUACAGUAAGGUGUUAUCAAAACUGGGGAGACCAUUAUUUGCUAAUACGUAACUAAAGUAAGAGGCUUGAACUUAAAUUGCUUCAUAGCCAGCGUAGGAUUUAAACUCAAGUUGCUAGUUCUACUGUAUAAUGUAGGUUUGUGAAUGCCAUUCCAGUAAUUAAUCCCCAAGAAGUGCAAAAUGAAUCACUUUUUCUCACAGAGAGUUGUGAGUGUGGAAUUUUCUGCCUUAGAGGGCAGUGGAGGCCGGUUCUCUGGAUACUUUCAAGAGAGAGCUUGAUAGGGCUCUUAAAGAUAGCGGAGUAGUCAGUAGAUAUGGGGAGAAGGAAGAAACGGGGUACUGAUUGGGGGUGAUCAGCCAUGAUCACAUUGAAUGGAGGUGUUGGCUCGAAGGGCCGAAUGGCCUACUCCUGCAGCUAUUGUCUAUUGAAAUGAAAUCCAUUGUUCAAACUAAAGCUUUAACAGCGAUUUGCUAACUAUUAAAAUAAGAGAGGGCACUGUCUAUAUCCAUUGGAAGUAAAGAGGAAGGGACGAGAAAAGGGGAUUCAAAAAUCAAGUUGAUCCAGGAAGAAAUUAGUUCUAAAGCAAGAAAUGACUGAAACAGGCAGUUUGCAUGAGCAACCCUGCUUAUGGAAUUUGGGAAGAAAGCCAAUAGGGCAAUCUGAAGUUUAGACCGAGGUUGGAGGCAACAGGAAGAAUUCCGAAGGAACCGAUGGCUAUGGACUCUUGUACAUCCCUUCGAUGGUGGGGAGGUCAGCACCUGUGACGGACUGGGCAGUGCUCACCACUUAUUGCAACCUUCUUUGUUCCUGGGCGUUCAAGUUGCCGAACCAGGCGAUGAUACAUCCAGUCACUGCACUUUACUUUUUGCUUCUUCACCUCCUUUAGCUACCUCUUUUAGCAGAUUUUAUAUUAGGAUUGGAGAAGCAUGAGAAACAAAUUGAUUGAAUUACCUCCCAGUGCAUCUUUUGAGAAUCGGAUCAUCAUAGGUACCUACCUGAAGCUCCUUUAGGAUCAGACUUGUUACUAACUUUCUGUUAAUUUCAAAAUGAUUGCAAAACUCUUUGUAAUUAAUAUUACCAUGUUUUGUGGGUGAUUGGAUUGCACAAUAGACACAAUUUAUGUAAAUAAAUUUAAAUCUGUUUGUUGAUUACGCUUAAUUCUGAUUAAAGUUUGAACAUAGGUAAUCAAUCACAAUGCAAUGUACUUGGAUAGGAUAAGUACCAAGUGUAAUUACACGAUAUAUUCUGCUGAUUUAUAAAUACAACAGUUCAGAAGCACCUAAAAGAAAAUGAUCAAUAUUACGAGAUUGUGGCCUAAACAAAUAGAUUAUUAGCUUCCACAAAUAGAAUUAUUAAAAAUAUAAAGUAAACCAUCUUGUCUUUGUACAAGAUUCAGGUUAGACCUCAAUUUUUUAAUCUCUUUUCUCGACGGAGAUGCAACUUUUUCCUUUAUUGUAUCUCCGUCUGCAUUGUGGCCUAACAUGGUGGAACUGGCGGCCUCUUGUUGGGGAUCGACCUUGGGAGCUCCAAGCGUGGGAGCCUGUGGAUUUAACAUCUCGGAGCUGGCGGUCCUUUUGCCAGGGAUCGACCUCAGAAGCUCCAACCGCAGGAACCUGCGGACUUUAACAUCGUGGAGCUCGCGGUCCCUGUUAGGGACCGGCUUUGGGAGCGCCAAGCCGCGGGAGUUUCGAUCGCCCCGGCUGCGGGAGCUUCAGUCGUCCCGACGUGGGAGCUUCCAUCGUCGGCUGCAGGAGCUUCAAUCGCUCUGAUUGCGAAUGGUUCGAUUACCCCGGCCGCAGGAGAAACAGGAAGAAAGAAGAUAAGACUUUCUACCUUCCAUCACGGUGGGUAAUGUGGAGGAGUCGCUGUGAUGGUUGUUUAUUUUAAAUAUUAUGUGGUUACGUGUCUUGUUGCUUUUUUGGUAUGAUUGUAUGGCAAAUCAAAUUCCUCGUAUGAUUUACAUACUUGUUUUGUUUUCAUACUUGGCUAAAUAAAUCAAUUACAACUGUCAUGAAGUUUGCAUCUCUAUUUGAUCAAUAUAGAAGAUUUUUAACAGUCUCAGAAAGGCCAUGGGGAUUAUUCCUGGUUUAAAAAAGAUUUUAAUAAGCCCUAAAGUUCUAGUCCUACUCUUUUUAGAAAUGUGUCUGGUGUGGAAUGAUUAAAGCUGUACAAAAUUAUUGAACAUUUCUUUAGAACAAUUUGUAAACUUACUUGUUGAAUGAUGUAUGUACUUUAAAGGAAUCAUUUACUUUUGUGAUCACUUGAACUUGCUCAAUUUUGUAUAGAAACUGAGAGAUAUCUCCCACAUCUUCCUUUUCUUUGAUUGCCUUGUCUUUUUCGGCGUUUUUUCCAAGACUUCACGUGGGUUUGUGUGCUGCUAAAUACUCAUGUAGGAUCAUGUUUAUGUGUUAACUUUUGUAUCUAUUUCUUACUGUUAAACCGCGACUGUGCAGAUAGAUUAUCACUUGUAAAAUGACUUACUGCACACACAAGUCUUUUACUGUAACUAUUUAUUUAGGUAACUGUUUAUCACUAUGCUGUAGCUGUCCGUGGUCAUCACUGGAGCUAGAGAGCGAGCUAGAGGUGGGGACACUACAAUUAUACUGGAGACAAUGGGGAGUGGUUAGUAAUACGGGAGGUCACUAUGGUUAAAGGAACAUGCACUGAUCUACAUCCUUCCUCUUGGAAACAAAAGCGUGGCAGGUACUAUACAGAGUGACCACGGCUCAUGCGCUACGAACACCAACCGCACCGGCAACAGUACAAUACUAUGCGAGUUCCGCGUAGCGGACAGGCGGCCUGACCAGCCGGCCAGAGCGGGUGCGUAAACCGCCCUCCUCCUCAUCGUCGGGAA
Molecule: messenger RNA, 6598 nt
Organism: Leucoraja erinaceus (little skate)
Lineage: Eukaryota; Metazoa; Chordata; Chondrichthyes; Rajiformes; Rajidae
Gene: cdcp2
Product: CUB domain containing protein 2
Exons: 6
Coding region: 103-1824 (573 amino acids)
Source: RefSeq, a predicted model, not a curated record